This is a messenger RNA of Lytechinus variegatus (green sea urchin), 1659 nucleotides long. RefSeq lists its product as uncharacterized. The transcript has a single exon. The record is from RefSeq and is a predicted model, not a curated record. Gene Ontology annotation, cellular component: chromatin; nucleoplasm. Gene Ontology annotation, biological process: positive regulation of DNA-templated transcription. Gene Ontology annotation, molecular function: ubiquitin-protein transferase activity; zinc ion binding. Bases 25 to 1659 code for a protein of 544 amino acids. Lineage: Eukaryota; Metazoa; Echinodermata; Echinoidea; Temnopleuroida; Toxopneustidae.
UUAACAAUCUUCAGACAUUACAACAUGGCGGCAAGAUUUCCUGAAGGAAACCAAGUUCAGCUCCGACUUAGAAAAGGUCAUAACAGGAUAUGGUCAUGUGACAAGCAUGGUGAGCAAAUCAAAUUUUACUGUAAGAAACACAAAAUUCCCAUAUGCCAUCCAUGCGCUACCAAAGAUCACAGUCAGAAACCAUGUACGUUAGACGACAUCGAGGAUGUCAUCUUCGAAAGGAGGAGACAACUGAAUGAACAAUUCCCAAAAAUACAGGAACUUCAGAAACAAAUUGAAGCCCUCAACACGAAAAUAAAGGUUUUAUCAGCGUCUGGAAGUACUCAUUUUCGGACAAUUGACAACAACAUUCAAGCAUCAUAUCACGACAAGAUCGAAUCUGUUGGAGAAAAGGAGAACAGGAUGAUUAGGGUAAUCAACGAGGAGGCAGAUGAGGAAAUAAGACUAGUAAAUGAGAACAGAGAAAAAAGGAUCAAUAAUUGCACUCUCGAGAUGGAAAAGGAGCGAAAAAUCAUCAAAGACAAGGAGAAGGAACUUCUAUUAGAUGCAAAGAAAAUCAGCGAAGUCGUUUUUAUGAAGAUCAAAGAUAUUACUAAUAAGAAUCGGCAUGUAAUUAACACUUUGAUGAACAUUGAAUCAACCAUCUCACGUAUAAACCAACAUGACGAAACAUUGUUGAAGGAAGCUCCUCAAGUACUGGCAUCUAUUGAUGAAAAUUUAAGUUUAAAUGUUCAUCAAGAUGUUAGCGAUUGUCUUGACCGAAUACAGAGUGAAGUUGAGAGAUUGGAGUUUGUAGAGGGGACAGUAGGUGGGGAAUACUAUGGUAGAAUUGAUGGUUAUAUCGGUAAAUGGGAACUUGUCAAGUCAAUCCACAUUCCAUCGGUUGUUAACAAGCCGUGGGUGCGUGGUUUGGUCGGUGAGGAUGAGAUAUGUGUGCAAGACGGAGAUAACAAUGCCAUGUAUGUUACAAACAUCAACACUCAACACACAGAGAAAGUCAUUGAUGGAGGUGAGUCGAUGACAUCAUGUACACCCAUAGACAGUAACGUAAUAGUAUGUGGUAAGGACAGCGAUGAUUGCAUGGGUGACAGGUUGGAUGGAUGCAUCACUCUCUAUGACAGACAAUGGAAGGUGAUUAGAGACAUCAGCAUACCAAGGAAUGGGUACGAUAGUGUGUAUGUUGAUGUUGACAGGGAUUGGAUGAUCCUCGCUGCGGAGUACUAUCAGUGUAAUAUCUAUGUCAUCAAUCCUGCUAAUGGUAAGAUAGUAAACACUAUAAAGAUGCAGGGUAAGAAGGUGAGGGGUGAGAUACAAGCCUUGUCAUCAGGUGAUAUCGUUGUGAAUACAGGUAACAAUAGAUACACUGUCAUCUCACGAUCAGGGGGAGAGAAGGCUGUCAUACACUGUGAUGAGUGUCGCGUUGGCAAACUGACAGACACACUCUACAUCGCGUACUAUGAUGGAGCACGUAAUACCAUCGCAGUUGAUCAGGCGUCACAUGAUGGUAUCAUCCAGGCAAGGAGGAUCGUGGAAUACGAGGAAUCAGAUCGCACUCUCUUCAUGAACCCUUGUCUCGUUACUCCUUUUGGUACCCUUGUAGGAUGUGAUGGAGACAAACUUCUUAUCUACAAGAAGACAUUCAUCUUGUAA